AUGCGUCUCCUCACUCUCUUCACCAGCCUCCUGACGGUAGCCUCAGCGGCUGUCACCAAGCGUGCCGUCACGCCUGGUACCCUCUCCCAGGUCACCAACUUUGACGCCCCUACCAAGGCAGGCUUCUUCAUUUACGUUCCCAAGAAGCUGGCUUCUUCCCCUGGCAUCAUUGUUGCCAUUCAUUACUGUACCGGCACGGGACAGGCCUACUACCAGCAAACCUCGUACAAGACGCUGGCUGAGCAGUAUGGCUUCAUUGUCAUCUACCCCAGCUCGCCCAACGAGGGCAAGUGCUGGGACGUGAGCAGCACCAAGUCGCUCACCCACAACGGUGGCGGCGACUCCAACACCAUUGCCAACAUGGUCAAGUGGACUCUGAAGGAGUACAACGCCAAUGCCAAGAAGGUCUUCGUUACUGGUUCCAGCAGUGGUGCUAUGAUGACUAACGUCAUGGCCGCCGCCUACCCUGACAUGUUCGCCGCCGCCAGUCUCUACUCCGGUGUGCCCGCCGGUUGCUUCAAGUCGCCCAGCGGUGCUGUCGAUGCCUGGAACAGCGACUGCGCUCACGGCCGAGUCACCAACACACCUGCAGGCUGGGCCAAGAUUGUCCAAGCCAUGGACCCUGGCUACAGUGGCGCUCGUCCCAAGAUGCUUGUUUACCACGGCAGUGCCGACACUACGCUCUACCCCCCGAACUACCAGGAGACGAUGAAGGAAUGGGCCGGUGUCUUUGGCUACAACUACGACAAGCCCCAGAGCGUCCAGCAAAACACUCCCCUGAGCGGAUACACCAAGACCACCUGGGGACCCAACGUUGUCGGUGUCUACGCCGCCGGUGUUGGCCACACUGUCCCUGUCCGCGAGAACGACGACAUGAAGUGGUUCGGUUUCGCCUAA
Exserohilum turcica Et28A is the source of this 897-nucleotide messenger RNA. Its product is annotated as carbohydrate esterase family 1 protein. Bases 1 to 897 code for a protein of 298 amino acids. The transcript is spliced from 3 exons. NCBI's taxonomy places the organism in Eukaryota, Fungi, Ascomycota, Dothideomycetes, Pleosporales, Pleosporaceae. Gene Ontology annotation, cellular component: extracellular region. Gene Ontology annotation, molecular function: hydrolase activity. The record is from RefSeq and is a predicted model, not a curated record.